Messenger RNA from Leptinotarsa decemlineata (Colorado potato beetle), 4732 nucleotides. RefSeq names its product BTB/POZ domain-containing protein 7-like. NCBI's taxonomy places the organism in Eukaryota, Metazoa, Arthropoda, Insecta, Coleoptera, Chrysomelidae. The record is from RefSeq and is a predicted model, not a curated record.
GCAUUACAUUUUCUGAGAGAAGAAUUUCAACCCGUUUCCCAGUCUCCAGUUUUACAUCAGUUAGAUAAAAAACACUUGAUAGAGGUAUUGAGAAGUCCGUUCUUGCAAGCUAGUGAAUUGGAGGUAUUACAUGCAGUACUUAAGUGGGGGGAACACGAAUUAGUUCGAAGAAUGGAGGAUAGAGAACCAAAUAUAGUGAGUCAUACUGCCCAUUCAGUCGCUAGAAAGGGUGUGAAAAAAAGAGACCUGAGUGAUGUUGAAUUGAGAGAGAUACUUUCCGAUUUAUUACCUCUAGUCAGAAUGGACCACGUGUUACCACCGAAUAGUGAUAUAUUGAAUCAUGCUAUACGUAGAGGAUUGGUAAGUACACCACCAAGUCACAUGAUCGGAGGUGAUCGUGAAAAUCUUCGUGUUAAUGCUUGGAUUCGAGGAGGAAAAAAUAAUGGUUUAUUCGUACAACCCAGAUUGUUCAUGCCAUAUUAUGACGAAGUAAAAGUUCUUGUCGAGGAUCAGUUAGUUCAGGAAGUAGAAAUGAUGCGGUUGCGUCGAGCACGUUACAUGCAAGACAUUCCAGAUACUCUUUAUAUGGUGGAAGAAAAGCCGAGGCCGCAUGGUCCCGCAGGCGUCGAUGUUCUGGCGUCAGCUCUGCCUGUACCAGAUCCAGCUGUGAUGAACGCCAUGCUGAAAAGGGAGCAGAAGCUUCGUCAGUCACCAAGUUGCCAACGUGCCCUUAAUAUGCCUCUGUCGUCUAGGCAUGAAAUAAAUCGCCAAAUCAGAUUGAGGGUAGUUCGAGAAUUCAAUCUGCCCGAUCCUGUGGCCGAUAUGUUAGAAAACUGCUACUGCCUGCCCGACCAAAGUGAUAAUGAAUCAUUGCAAAUUUCACCUAACAAACCUGUUGUGGGCAAUAAACAUAGCUCAUAUGGUAAGAAUAUGAGUUUUCCAAGACAAGGAUACUCACAACGAUCAGAAUUACCGGCCAUUGUACCAGAAGGUGACUUCCGUUUUUCUACGGAACCAGAAAGUAGCUCUUGUAGUGAUGGUCAUUUGUCUGAUAUAAUGCCCGAUGUAGCCAUGGCCACUGCUACUAUUGGUCAGAUCCAACUUCAAGAACAAGAAAUGGAGCUGGAUUUAGGAGAUGGUAACACACGUAUUCAUAAUUCACUUGGUGGAACUCAACAAUUGUCUGGAUCCCUUUACCACCCAUUGUCAUAUCGACGAUAUCAGCCUUCAACUUACCCUCAUUUGAGGUCAGACUCUCAAACUUAUAACCCACCAAUGCCGAGGUUUCUUUAGUUUUAAGAUACCUUUUGAUUCCGCUUAUGUUGAAUGUAUAUAAAGCGUUCUAUCCCUAAAAGAUAUUUUUAUGAUAGUACCAUUGGAAAUUUGUGAAAAUUUAGUUUGGGGUAAUGGUUAAUUAUUGAAUUCACUCACAUCUGUGGGGAAUUUUAAAUAAUAUAUAAGUUUAUUUGAAAGUGGAUGAAGAUUGAGUUGCUUCAGACGGUGUCAAACCAAUUUUCUGGAUUUAUCGGCUGUGGUGUGCAGAUUUUUAUGACUGACCUAUCAUCUAUAACUACAUUAAACAUUUUCGUGUAGAUGAAGCAAUAGAUGCUGAUCUAAAUGUUUUUUACAACACACACAUCAUUUAGGGUUCCAGUCUCCAACUUUAUUCCAUUGGUGGUGGACAUAGCUUCGUUCCUGAAAAUUAUACAGUGUAGUGCAGACGACAACUUCUCUUUGGUUCAGAGAGUCAACUAUUUACAUUUUGUCACGGUUUCAACAUAAUCUCAUUCACAAGCUACAAGAGAUCGUAUAUACAAACAGUGUUACUAAAGACCUAAGAAAGUGUUAGUACGCAGAUUUCUGAACAUAAGAAAAAUUGUCACUACUGCAUCAACAAAUCACUGGUAGCAGAACAUUCAUUCGGAGAAGGCACUCACCUUAUCGUAUUUGAAAACCAAGUGUUUGAUAAAACUCAGAACUACUCUCCUAAACUAUACAGGGAGACGACAGAGAUUCAGAAACAGAGAUACACUUUCAAAUAGAAGGAAAAGGGGAAUUGAUAUUUAUUUAUUCUGAAUAACUGCACUGCACAUGCCCAGCCGUUAGUAUAAAACCGGAAAUUCAAACUUUGAAGCAGAUGACUUUGUUGCCUCAUCGUCUUUAAUAAUGCCACCGCAGUUAUAAACUAUUCACGAGGCAUGAACCUGCUGCAGAUCACAUCCAGCAAGGUGUGAUCAUUCCAGUUCAUCUUUGGCUUUUACACUGAGAACGAUUUUAGUCACUCACGAAAUGUGUAUUUUAGAUAAUAAUUUUGAAAUUACUUUACAACUGUUGGUUCGUCAGUUCAUGUUUUGAGUAUUUGUUUCCACCUUUGUUUCAAAACUUAAUUGAAACUGAAGGAUUAGAAAGUUGAUUUUUUCAGUUUCAGGGAAAAAGUUUUGUUCUAUUUCAAGUUUAUUAUUCUGUUGAGUUUCUAGUCAGUUCAUGAUUCAAGUGAACUGAAAGAUUUAGAUUUGUUUGGAUAUUAUUUUGAUCAUAAUUUUAGACAUCUACUAGUUGAAUUAGUUGAAGUGAUUAACCAGACUAUUUUCAGUAUUACAGAAUAUUCAUUUGAGCACACUUUUGCUAGUCUUGGGUUCAUUUGUUUUCUUAGAAUGGAGACAUCUAGUGAAGAAUACAUUUUCUUCCGUUUUUCUUUUUUUCUUAGUUACGAUUAUUGAUUUAGAAAUAUGCAUUGUUUUUAACAUUAAUCCUGUCUUAUAUGAUUGAUCUACUCAUUUUUCAUAAUUGUAGGGAUUAUAAGAAAACAUUGAGAAAAUCGCAGUGAGUAUAAAUUAUAGAGAGUGAAUAUUUUUUCCUUUAGAAGAGUGCCAAAUUCUUUCAACUUUGGAGUAUCUACAAUAGCAGACAUUUCUGCUGUAAAGUUAUUAUGAAUGUAACUGUGAAUGUGUUUUCAGUCAUGUUACCAUUUGAUAUCAUACAAGAACAAUUUCUGAGUAUACUUGAGAGAGUACACUUUGUAAAUCAAAACCUUUGUACAUUUCAAUGAUUCUAAUUGUGAAAAAAAAAGCUUGAGUAAUUGUGUUUGAAAUCGUGUUUCUGUACCCAGGGGUUUGUUCAAAUAUUCUUGAACAAAUUUUAUGAAGGCGCCACCCUAUAUUUCCUAGAUACGUAAGCAAAUGUCUAAAAUGGUUUUAAUGAAUACUGUUAACCCCAAAUUAAAUAUUCUUACAAUUUUUCUGAACAAUUUGUAGAAAUUUCUGAUUAGGGUUUAUUAUUGGUACUAACGUACAACUGUGAUUUUCUGUGAAAAGACCGUUUAUAGUUUUUAUUAUUAUUUAUUGGAUGAUGAUUGGUGAGAGAGCAUUGAGUGUAACUGAUUCUGUAUUCUGUAUCGAUGUACCUGUGAGUGUAUUGUUCUUAGAUGUUACUGUAAUGCUGUUAUUUGUAUAUAUUUUGACUGGUAAGAAAAAUGCAAUGUGUACUUUGAUAUACUAAAAUAUUCUGAUUUUUUAUUCACAUUUUUAAUGAGUGAAGCGAUUUGACUUGGUUAGCUUUUAAUUCAUAUUUAUUUUUAUGAUACUCGUUACAUGAAUCAAUGUAUGCCCCCUAAUGAAAAAUUAAUCGAGUUCUUGAAGUGGGAUGGUUGCUUAUUAAUAUUUUCAAAUGUUAUUGUCAAUUGAAAAUAGUAAAGAUAUUGCAAAAAGACUUUAUUUCCCAGCUUAUGAAAUUUCUUGUUGAAAUUUUCAACAUCUUUUCUCUAAUUGCAGUUGAAGUUUUUUGUUGACAAUAUAUUAUAUAGUAUAAAUAGUAUAUUGAAGUAGACUGGUUUUCUAUCAGUCUGAAUGUCUUAUCGAAUUCGUAAUUAAAACCUGAAAAACGGUAAAUAAUAUAUAAUUCUAAUACUGAUUGUAGUGAUAGUUCUAAAAUCUUCAAAAUAUUCAACAUACGAGAGAGUUUAAAAUUAAUUGAUCCUUUUGUUUACUUAUUCUCGAUUUCGCAUACACAUCAUAAGACAUAUAUUUACAAAUUAUUUUUGUUUUAUGUGGCGAAAAACAGAAAAGACUAUGAUUUGACCAUGAAUCAAAAUGUCACGAAACUCAUCACUCAGGAAUUUUUAGGUCGCCGAAUGUGACUGUGAUACUUUGAAAUCAAAAACAAUGGAAUUGAUAUGUUCAAAUAAAAUACACCAGCAGGGAGUAUAUUUUAAAACAUAUGUUAUCACAUGAAUAAUAUGUUAGUAAUCCUCCUGAAAAUAACAAGAUUCAAAAGAUUUUUCACAAAUUUGGAAAUUAAAGUGUCAUUUUAUCAAAUUAAGCCCAACCACUCUGAAAAAUAUUUUAAAGAUAUGAACUGUAUUUUUAUAACUUUUGAGUGGUGGUUUCUGUCAGUAAAAACAAGUUCCUUCUUGUUCUCUGAAGAAAAUUCACCUCUCACUACAAGCACCGGAAGACUUCUGAUGAUGAAAUUGAAACUUGAUAAAUAUUUUGUAUGAUUUCUCUUAUUGAACCAAAUCAGUUUUCUCUCCACUCAUUAAAUUGUUAUUGAUAUAUCCUGCAAAACACUUUGGACAUGGGAAACCAUUUUUAAUUAUUACAUUUUCAUGGAGAUAUUCUUAUUUGAAUUUUUAUUUUGAGAAGCCAAAUCUCCUUUGGUUUGAGAGAUAAAUAUUUUAUUGAUCUCAAUAGAACUUGAUUGAUAGUCGAAUCGGGAGCAUUUUUUUUUGGUCUUU